This is a messenger RNA of Drosophila willistoni, 4793 nucleotides long. It is a transcript of the gene Mondo, whose product is annotated as carbohydrate-responsive element-binding protein. NCBI's taxonomy places the organism in Eukaryota, Metazoa, Arthropoda, Insecta, Diptera, Drosophilidae. Gene Ontology annotation, biological process: regulation of transcription by RNA polymerase II. Gene Ontology annotation, molecular function: protein dimerization activity; DNA-binding transcription factor activity, RNA polymerase II-specific; RNA polymerase II cis-regulatory region sequence-specific DNA binding. The record is from RefSeq and is a predicted model, not a curated record. Gene Ontology annotation, cellular component: nucleus. The coding region runs from base 1022 to 4579 and encodes 1185 amino acids. The transcript is spliced from 11 exons.
AUGUUUGUCUUGUUCGCUCACAGAAAAUUCCAAUGUUGAUAAGGCACCAGCGUGAGUAAACGAGAAGGCAGACUUAGAGAGAGUACCAAAGGCACCAAAGAGCGAGAUAGGGAGAACCAUCAGCUGUUCAAUGUUUUGAUUGCAAUCGCACAGGUUUCAUUCUGCUUCGGUCUCCGUUCAUUUGAUCAGUUCAGUUCCGUUUGUGAAAUGAAAAAGCCCUCACGUUCUGGCUGCGAGUAACGCGUCUUCGCUUCUUUCACAUAAUAUUUAAUAAACAGUUUGGCGCGUGCUGACGUGAGUGCCUUUUGACGGAAUAGCCGACAGCAGUAAUUGAAAUUUUCAUUAUCAGCAAUUGCCUUGGAAAAGUUGGAAGAGAGGAAAAAAGGAGGUUCACUGACGUCUUACACACACGUGUGCAUCUCUCACUCUCACUCUAUCUCAUCUUCUCUCUUUUGCGCUGCCUGUAUGAAUGUGUGAGCGUACACGAUUGUUGUUAUUAUUGUUGUGACGCAUAUAACGGGGCGUGUUUGCCGUUACAAAUUGAACGCAGAAAAAAGUUUGAACAAUUCUCAAUUCCCAAAACCAAAAAUUUAGUUGUUUAAUUGAAAAACCAAAGCGCUAAUUGCAGAAAAUAUCGCUAAUUAGACUAUAUUGAAAAUAGAAAAACAACUUUGGGCAUAUACAAGCCAAAGAAUAUUAAUAAAAGUGUUAAUCGAAUUAGAAAAAUCUUUAAAAGUUCUCAACUCGAAGAAAAAUAAGCUAAUUGAAUUGGAUUUAUUAAUAAAAGUGACGAAAAUUGUAUCUAAUUGUGGCUAAAACCCUUUUCUUUAGCUGUGUUCGGUGGAAAAUACCCAAAGCAAAUCGGUUAAUUGCCAUGAGAGAGAAACAUUAAAAAACCAUUAAAAGUGCCGCGUCAGAAUGAAUGAAUUCCCCAACAAAAUCCACAAACAAAAACUAUAGAAUUCAAGCGUUAUUACAAAGACGCCUCAAUCCCAAGUCCCCCCUCCCGCUAUAAAUUAAAAUGAUGUUGAACAAAUACGCACAAAUACGAACAAAUACAUACACAAACCAAAUGUUUCCGCAUCAGCAUACCCCCCAGCAGCCCGAGCAGCAGCUACAACAGCAUCCACAACAUCCACAGCUGCAGCAGCAUCAGCUUCCACAGAGCUUCUCAUCCCUCCAGUACACGGACACGUCUAGAAGUUUACCAGGCUCAUUCACUGGCUUGAUUGUUGGCGGAUCUCUAGGAAGCAUGAAUAGCACUUCCGCUGAACUUGCCGCCGCUGCCAUGCUAAAGGCCGAACGCGAAUCCAUACAUUCGGGUCAAUUUAUGGUUUCACAUUUCGAGGCAGAGGAGGCACAAGAUGAUCUCGAAGAUGAUGGCGAAGUCAAAAUGCUCGAUCCCGAGGACCCUAGCCUAGACAAAGGCGGCGAGCCCCCGAAUACCUGCCGCGACGUUCAGCUCUACGUGCCACAGACAGUUGUCCAUUUUCCGCGCUCGGGCAUGGACCAGGAGGACGGCGAUGAAAGCAGUAUGAGCAUGAUCACCUCCCACCUAGAGAUUGAGACCUCCCUCACCAAGCUCUUCAAGUGCAUGAAUCUGGCGUACAGUCAAAAACUCACCUCACCCAAAUGGAAUCAUUUCAAAGGAGUGCGUUUGCGUUGGAAGGACAAAAUACGCUUGAACAAUGUCAUCUGGCGUUGCUGGCAUAUGCAAUUUAUACAAAAGCGCAGAACACCGGUGUGUCAAUUCGCAUCGCCGCUGGACGUUGACAUACACAGUAAUCCUCAAACCGUUGUACUUGAGGGCAAGUAUUGGAAACGACAUUCGGCUGUCAUCAAGGCUGAAUACAGAAAAUGGCGCAAAAACUAUAGAUCGAAAGCAACGGGCUGCUUGACAUAUGAUUCAAAAAGCGAAUUGGACUUUCUGGAAUGGUCACCGCUAAAUGAUAGAAACUUAAUGCCAGACGACUGGACAACAGACACAUUGUUUUCGGCCAUAAAUGUACCAUUUCCUUUUCCGGAUUCCAGGGAAAUUGCCAGGGGUGCGGGCAUAGCAGACUUUAUACAGCCCAGUCUGGGACCAUUGCAACCGAAUUUAGAUGAUAUCGACAUUACAUUCUCAGAUUUGCUCCCCACUACACGAUUGCCACCCGUGCCCGAGGAGGGUACCGAUGCCGAGAUGCUCAAGAACGACGACUACUGUCUGCCCGCAAUUGUAGGUGCCCCGCAUACACUCUACAGCCACGACAGCAACAUGAUGGAUGUGGUCACCAGCAACAGCGGCAGUGCUAGUGUCAGCCAGGUGGACGCUAAUAUGCUAGAGCUGAAUACUCCCAUCAACAGCAUGGCGUAUGGUGAAAUGGAGCAGCGUUUUGGGGUGGCCCGACAAUCCCAGCACCAGGCAUCUAAUGACGCCCAUUUGAUAGGUGGGGGGGAUGUAUCCAUCGGUCGAUUGCAUGCGGGAAAACACUUUGGCGAGAACAGCAAUCGCUGCUCACAAAGCGACACUUUUCCCGGCAAGAGUGUGAUCAAUGGACGCAUUGUCAAAAGCCAGCGCCCGUUCCGCAGAGAGCCCCACAACUAUGACAAGGCACAGCCUACUUUGCACCAAACCAAUCUUUAUCAGCAGAUGCUCGCAGAGCAGCAAAAGAAUCAACAACAGCAGCAGCAGACACAACAGCAGCAGCAUGUCUCUGGCGGAGUUGUCCUACAGUCGGGUUCGUUUCACGCCCAACAGCAACAUCCCCAGCAGCAACAGCAACAACAGCAACACUUUCCCACACAACAACAAAGCACGUUUAAUAAUCACAGUUUCAUCAACAAUUUUAACGAUAAUUAUCAGCAACAGCAGCAGCAACAACAACAACUUAGUGUUAAGGUGGAACCACUUCAGGCAGAUGUUUUGUCAUUGCUCAACGACGGUGGUGGUGGUGGAUCAUACAAUUCCUCUAUUGGAUACAAGCCCUAUCCGCAAUUUAAGAAAUCUGCAUCGACUGGUGCAUUUCUCAAUGUCCCACGAUUGCCGCAACAACAGCAGCAGCAACAGCAACAAGGAUACAUGCAACAGGAUGGUUCAGGACCUCAAUUGCAAAUGCAGCAGUCGCUACCUUUGGGCUUAAGUACACAGCAAUUGCUGCAGUUAUCGCGCCAGCAACAGUCGGUAAAUCCCCAUCAAGCACAACAACAAACAGUGGCCAGUCUGCUACAACAACAGCAGCAGCAGCAGCAACAACAACAACCCUCAGCUGUCAGCACGGCCACUUGGAUUACACCAAACACCAUCUUGCCGAAAGAGAUGCACCGCUCCAACAGUCUGCCCUUAAAUGUCUCCCUGAACAAGUUGCCCGACGGACGGCAGUUGGUUCAUGAACAGCAACCGUUCGCCGUGCCAAAAUAUCACGCCAAAAGCAAGUCUCGAGUCCGCAGCAACUCAAUGCAUCAACAACAUAGUUCGGUGAUGGCCGCAGCUAGUGGAGGAACAACUUCCAACAGUGUGAGCAACCUGUUGGUCACGCAGCAAAUGCAACAGGCCACUAGCGAUCCGAUGCUCAAUAGCACCCUGGCACAGUUACUGACGUCGAAUACACGCCUUCAGGCGGUAACCGUGGCCAAUAGCUCACAGCCAAGUACUUCUUCUGCCAGUGCCAUAGCCACCAGUAGCAACAGCAGUAACAACAAUCCAUCUUUAUAUGCUGCCACGCCUCUUUCGGUGCCCGUAUCCACACAACAACAAUCCCCAAAGAAGUCCGCCUCAUUACCCGUUGCUAUAGUGCCAACACUGCACAGUCCGCCUGGAGCAGCUGCUCAGAAUAAAGUGCUCAGUUUCGGGCCAUCUAGCAACAACUUAAGCAGUAGCCUGAGCCUCUCGCCAGAUUCCUCCUUUCUCGAUUCUCAGGACUCUCCCCUGUCACCCUCGGCCAGUCUCAAAUAUCAGCCCAGGGACACACAGCGACGCGCUGGUCACAUCCAUGCCGAGCAGAAGCGGCGCUACAAUAUCAAAAACGGUUUCGAUAUGCUUCACUCACUGAUACCACAGCUGCAGCAGAAUCCGAAUGCCAAGCUAAGCAAGGCAGCCAUGUUGCAGAAGGGCGCAGAGCACAUUAAGCAAUUGCGACAGGAACGUAACGUCCUUAAGGACAAGAUCGAGUCGUUGCGAAUGGAACGGGACGCCCUAAACAAUUCGCUUACGCACCUUCACUCAAUUCUACCAGCAAAUGGAGCUCCAGUGACGAGACAAGGAACCGAGCAUGUUCGCCAGCUUUAUGAAAUCUAUGUACGCUACAACACCAUGAACGAUUGGAAGUUUUGGAUUCUGGGUCUUAUUUUGGAACCACUUCUGGCCUCGUACACCUCAACUGUCUCUAGUGCUAGUUUAGAUGAACUACGACGAACCGCUUUUCUGUGGGUCGAUCAACACUGCUCACUUAUAGAUCUUCGACCCGCUGUAACGAACAAAUUGAAGUACCUAUCUAUGCAUACGGACAUUGUGUCGGAUCCACCCAGCACACUCCAAGAAGAGGUUGCCAAGGCGCUGCAAAACACAAGCGGGCAACAUCCCAAUCUGCACGGAUCCUAACUGUUGGCUCGUGAUAUGAAUUUAUUUAAUUCGGUUUUAUUUCUUUAACAAUUGUUUGACUUGUUUGCUGACUAACAACAGCAGAACUAGGAAUAAUGUACAAAAUCAUUAUAGACAGAUUCAAAGUUUUUUAUGAGUAUGUUGCAGCUAAUAUUGUGCCUACUAAAUUUAUAACUUAAGUGUAAAAUUAAUAAACGAUUUUACAAUUUUUUGA